GUUCCGGCCAACAUUGGGCAACAUAUCAAAUUUCAGUUAAAACUGUGGGAAGUAAUUCCUCUGAUCAAACCCAGUCAUGCCCAGGAGAGACUGAAAAAGCCAUGGGCAAGGCUUGUCGCAGGGCCGAACGGAGAAUCCUCCGCCUCCUCCACGGCCACAAAACCCGGAAACAGCUCCCGGAAAUUCACGCCCACUUCCUCCGCCACCGUCUCGACCAGUCCAACCAAGUCCUCGCCCACUUCGUCUCUGUUUGCGGGUCUGUGAACAAAAUGCGGUACGCGAACAGCGUCUUCAGCCGCUCCGAAAACCCUAAUAUGUUGCUUUUCAACUCCAUGAUCAAGGGCUACUCCGUGUGCGGCCCCUUUGAGCAGUCUCUGCGAUUAUUUUCGGUCAUGAAAAGCCGUGGCGUUUGGCCCGACGAGUACACUUUUGUGCCGUUGCUCAAGGCUUGUUCGAGUCUGCGCGAGUACCGGACAGGUCAGUGCGUUCGUUCCCAAGUUUUUCGAGGUGGGUUCGAGUGUUUCGGGUCAAUACAGAUUGGGAUUGUUGAGUUGUGCGUGAGUUGUUUGAGGAUGGAUGAUGCAAAGAAGAUGUUUGAUGAAAUGCCUCGCAGAGAUGUGAUUGUUUGGAAUUUGAUGGUUCGCGGAUUUUGCAAGGCUGGUAAUGUUUAUGUGGGUUUGGAUCUUUUCAGGCAAAUGAGCCACAGGAGUGUCGUUUCUUGGAACUCGAUGAUUUCUUGCUUGGCGCAGAGUGGGCGGGAUGGUGAAGCUGUAGUACUUUUUGGUCAAAUGCGAGAUCAGGGGUUUGAACCGGAUGAGGCGACUGUGGUGGCGGUGUUGCCUGUUUGUGCUCGUUUAGGCUCUGUUGGUGUUGGGCAAUGGAUACAUUCUUAUGCAGAUUCUAGAGGACUUUUGCGAGAAGUUAUUUCUGUGGGGAAUUCACUCGUAGAUUUCUACUGCAAAUGUGGGGAUUUAGGAUCUGCUUCUAGUAUUUUUAACCGAAUGCAUCGCAAAGAUGUUGUUUCCUGGAACGUGAUGAUUUCAGGUUUGGCUUUUAACGGGGAGGGUCAACGUGGGGUCGAGUUGUUUGAGGAGAUGGUGGAGAAAGCGAUGAACCCCAAUGAGGCGAUUUUCGUUGCGGUUUUAGCAUGUUGUGCGCAUGCAGGUUUGGUAGAAAAAGGACGGCAUGUGUUUGCUUUGAUGAAUCGACGUCAUAAAAUUAGGCCUAAACUUGAGCAUUAUGGAUGUAUGGUUGAUAUUCUUGGCCGAGGUGGAUGUGUGAAGGAGGCUCAUGACCUGAUCAGAAGCAUGCCCAUUAAGCCAAAUGCCGCUUUAUGGGGAUCAUUACUCAGUUCUUGCCGUACCUAUGGAGAUUUGGAACUUGCAGAGAUUGCACUUAACGAGCUUAUUAAUCUUGAACCAUGUAAUUCUGGUAAUUACAUUUUGUUGUCAAAUAUGUAUGCAGAGGAAGGAAGAUGGAAUAAAGUUGAAAAGGUCAGAGAUUUGAUGAAGGAAAAAUGUGUCAAGAAAGCGUCUGGACAAAGUUCUGUUGGGUUCGGAUGAUUAAAACAUGCUUGUGUGACAUGAAAGUCUCUUGUUUUUGGCUGGAAUUCAAUGUUCAUGUAGUCGAUAUUUGUUUCAUUACUUUCUGGUGA
Messenger RNA from Morus notabilis, 1654 nucleotides. Its product is annotated as pentatricopeptide repeat-containing protein At1g09190. Gene Ontology annotation, biological process: RNA modification. Lineage: Eukaryota; Viridiplantae; Streptophyta; Magnoliopsida; Rosales; Moraceae. The transcript has a single exon. The record is from RefSeq and is a predicted model, not a curated record. The coding region runs from base 102 to 1562 and encodes 486 amino acids. Gene Ontology annotation, molecular function: RNA binding; protein binding.